AAAUAUAGUAAACCGUGAUCUUGUCUGCAAAUCAUUGUAGCGUAAAGUUUAAGCAGCGAUAACUAAAUAAGCACUGACGUCCCGCACAUCUAGCCUGCACGGGCUAGGCUGCGGAAUAGCAGGCGGCGAAGAUGAGGGCAUCGCGCAAUUUGCUGCCCAUAACUGCGGCAGCAGCGGCUUCAGCCGUCGUGGGCUUAGUGUUGGGAAGGAAGACAUCAGGUGUCAACGUUCGUCGCUACCUCAACGGAAACCAUACAUGGCUGUCGCGACAGGAGCGUCAGCUGGUCACCGCCCUCAUCCAGGCGGGCCAGGGGCACCUCUUCCGCAGCUGGCCGCCUCCGGGUGUUCGUGACGCGGAGAAGCGGCGGCUGCUGGCGGCUGCUGCGGCGGCGCUGGGGCAGGCGGCGAGCGCAGUGGAGGCGGAGCGACUGGCCGUGCUGUCCCCCCCAGUGGCCGCCCCCCGGCCCAAGCUGCUGGAGGCGCACGGGGACACGCGCGAGGACACGUACUACUGGCUGCGUGACGACUCCCGCUCCGCCCCCGCCGUGCUGUCCCACCUGGCUGCUGAGAACGAGUACACCCGGGCGGUGCUCGCGGACACGGAGGCGCUGCAGGGGGCGCUGUACGAGGAGAUGCGGGGGCGGAUUCAGGAGGAUGACACGCAGGUGCCGGCAAGGAUCCACGGCUACUUCUACUACACGCGCCAGGCGGCCGGGCAGCAGUACGGCAUCCACUGCAGGAGGAGAGUGCCUGCGGGCAUGCGGGAGGCGGGGCCGGGGGAGGCGGAUGAGCUGGAUGAGAGUGAGCCGGAGGAGAUCCUGCUCGACGAGAACGCGCGCAAGUCCUCAUUGGCCGCCGACUACUACUCUGUUGGCAACUGCGACACCUCGCCCGACCAGCGACUGUAUGCGUGGAGCGAGGACACGGUGGGGGGCGAGAAGUACACAAUACACGUCAAGGACCUGUCCACCGGCGCCUCCGUGUCCCGCCCCAUCCCCGGCACCAGCGGCGACUUCGAGUGGGCUGCGGACAACGCCACCCUCUUCUACGUGGUGAAGGAUCACCUGGACCGCCCGUACAAGGUCCUCCGCCACCGGCUGGGCUGCCCCUCCCCCGAUGUGGUGGUGUUCGAGGAGAGCGACGAGGCCUUCUACGUGGGGCUGAGCAAGGGGAGGUCGGAGCGCCUGAUCUACAUUCACUCGGGCUCCGCGGUCACCAGCGAGACGCGCUACCUGCCCGCCGACCAGCCGGAGGGGGAGUGGCGGGUGGUGCUACCGAGGGUGCAGGACACGGAGUACAGUGUGUCGGACCGCGGUCCCUGGCUCUAUCUCACCCUCCGCGACUCGCAGCGACCCAACAGCGAGCUGCUGGUGGCGCCCAUUGAGCACCCCGAGCAGGCGGAGGUCCUCAUCCCCCACCGUCGCGACGUGAAGCUCUGCGGCGCCGCAGUGGGUCGGGACUUCAUGGUGGUUUCGGAGCGCAGCGGCGGGCUGGAGCGAGCGAGGGUGUACCGCCUGCCUGGCGGGGUGGAGGAGCGACCCGUGGGUCAGCUGGGCGCCGGCGAGGAGAUCACGUUUGACGAGCCGGCGUACAGCCUCUCGGCGUACCUGACGGGUGACUUCGACUCGCCGCUCCUGCGCAUGUCGUACACCAGCCUCACCACCCCCUCCACCGUCAUCGACCUGCACAUGGGCACGGGCAAGCGCUGUGUCAAGAAGGUGGCCCCGGUGUUGGGCGGAUUCGACCGCAGCCGAUAUGUCACGGAGCGGCGCUGGGCCACCGCGGCGGAUGGGGUCAAGGUCCCCAUCAGCCUGGUCUACCGCAAGGGCCUGGCCAAGCUGGAUGGAAGCGACCCCCUGCUGCUGGACGGUUACGGUUCCUACGAGAUCCCCAACGACCCCUACUUCUCCAGCUCCCGCCUGUCGCUGCUGGACCGGGGUUUCAUCUUCGCCAUUGCACACGUGCGGGGAGGCGGCGAGAUGGGCCGCUAUUGGUACGAGGACGGCAAGCUGCUGCGCAAGGCCAACACCUUCACCGACUUCAUCGCCGCAGCGGGGCACCUGGUUGGGGAGGCGCGGCUGGUGACCCCACAGAGGCUGGUGAUCCAGGGGCGGUCUGCGGGGGGGCUGCUGAUGGGGGCGGUGGUCAACAUGCGGCCCGACCUCUUCCAUGCAGCGAUCAUUGGUGUGGGUUUCGUGGACUCGCUGACCACCAUGAUGGACGACACCAUCCCGCUCACCAUCAUCGAGCGGGAGGAGUGGGGCGACCCCUGCAGCGACCCCGCCGUGUACACCUACAUGAAGAGCUACUCUCCGGUGGACAACGUACGGCCGCAGAAGUACCCGCACGUGCUGGCAACCGCCGGGCUGCAUGACCCACGGGUUGGCUACUGGGAGGCGGCCAAGCUGAUUGCCCGACUGCGUGAGGCCGCUACCAACAACAAAGAGGACAAGACCGGGGGAAGCAGCAGCAGCAAGGACAACAGCAGCAAGGACAACAGCAGCCCCGUGUGCCCCCACCUGCUGCUGCUCAAGACGGACAUGGGUGCGGGGCACUUUAGUGUGACCGGCAGGUUCGAGAGGCUCAAGGAGGUCUCCCUGGAGUAUGCGUUCCUGCUGAAGGCGCUGGGCAUGAC
This is a messenger RNA of Astrephomene gubernaculifera, 2635 nucleotides long. NCBI's taxonomy places the organism in Eukaryota, Viridiplantae, Chlorophyta, Chlorophyceae, Chlamydomonadales, Astrephomenaceae. The record is from the annotation of a GenBank genome assembly.